Messenger RNA from Vanderwaltozyma polyspora DSM 70294, 747 nucleotides. RefSeq lists its product as uncharacterized. The record is from RefSeq and is a predicted model, not a curated record. The transcript has a single exon. NCBI's taxonomy places the organism in Eukaryota, Fungi, Ascomycota, Saccharomycetes, Saccharomycetales, Saccharomycetaceae. The coding region runs from base 1 to 747 and encodes 248 amino acids.
AUGAGUCAGGGUAACAAUAGGGUGGGUGGUGUCUUGGUCUUGUGUGGAAGAUUGCAUAUAAAUUUGUUGUUGCUGUUGCUUGGUCAGAUCGCACAUCCAUCCAUAGAUCGAUCGAUUGCUUACCCUGAACAGGAAACAUUUGAAAAGAAACCAUGCACCCGUCCAUCAGUGGAGGGAGGGGAGGGGGGUGGGCUUGUCGAUCCCACAGAUGGAGAUAGGACGUGCACCGACCGUCUCUGUGUGUGUUCCUUUGUGGACUUGUUCUUGUUCCUGUUCUUGUUCUUGUUCUUGGUUUUCACUUUCACUUUCACUUUCGUUUCCUCUGCAGCCGUGUCUUCCGUGCCACACGACAGCCCCUCUCCGUCCUUCCGGCCACUAUCAGAUCAUCUCUGCAACCCGACCACAAAGAGGACCAACGGGCAACGGACCGUACGAACAAAACGAUCUGCCGUGAACAACGACAGCAUCGUCCAACCAGAAACAGAAACAGAAACAGAGAGAGAGAAAAAGAAAGGUAAAAAAGAAAGAACAACAAGAAAUCAGCAUUUCUCUUCGCUUCUCUUCGUUUCCUACAACCACAACCACAACCACAAAAACAAUACACAAACCACAAACACCGCAUCUGCAUCUGCAUCUGCAUCUCACUCUCACUCUCACUCUGCCUCGGCUUCUUCCUCUCCUCCGACGGAAACAAAAAUACUCACACACACAAAACUCAACUUUUGUGUGCAGACCCGAUCCCAAUAG